Messenger RNA from Aspergillus clavatus NRRL 1, 2586 nucleotides. RefSeq names its product WD40 repeat domain-containing protein. The transcript has 7 exons. Gene Ontology annotation, biological process: mitotic cell cycle; DNA-templated DNA replication; DNA repair. Bases 1 to 2586 code for a protein of 861 amino acids. Gene Ontology annotation, molecular function: chromatin binding; protein binding. Gene Ontology annotation, cellular component: nuclear replication fork. Lineage: Eukaryota; Fungi; Ascomycota; Eurotiomycetes; Eurotiales; Aspergillaceae. The record is from RefSeq and is a predicted model, not a curated record.
AUGGCGACCGAAGCGCUUCGGCCCAGAGGCAGACCUGCCCAUACUCCGGGAACAACUGUGUUGACAUACACACCAAACGGUCGUCGAAUCGUCACUGGCGGUUCUAAUUCGGCGAUUCGAGUCUAUACAGUCGGAGAAGAUGGUGAACCGAAGACCAUCGAUGAAGGUGUCGAUGGGAAUCUUGGAAUUGGCGCUACUAAUGACUCUUUUAUCAUGGGAGCGGAGGAUGGCACAGUCUGGAAGUAUGGGAUAGAAUCAGGCAAGAUGGAACAACUACUUGUACGAUGCGCGCUGCCCGUUAGAGAUUUGGCGGUCACAAAGGAUGGGGAAUGGGUGGCUGUUGCGAGCGAUGAGCUCACAGUCAAGCUUGUCAAUAUCGAAAAUAUGACCAUAGUCAAGUACCUCCGAGACCAAGCCAAAGGCACGAAACACGUUUCCUUUGAUCCGAACGGACGGUACAUUGCCGUCUCCUGCACAGACGGUCUUGUCUAUAUCUACUCUUCUUUCUCGGACGAGCCUGAGUUGGUACGGAAACUGGACGGGGUCAUCCGAAGACUGGAGCCGGAGGACGAGGCAACAUCAAGAAUUGUCUGGCACCCUGAUGGGACAGCAUUUGCGUCUGCUGAAGCCACUCGGGAUGUCGCUAUCUAUUCUGUCUCCGAGUGGAAGAAGGAGAAGGUCUUCUCAGGUGGUCACAAUGGAGAUAUCACCUCGGUCAGUUGGUCGCCCAAUGGAGCUCUUCUUGCGACAGCGGGUGCCGAUGGCCAGAUCUUGAUCUGGGAAACCAAGACCCAGAAAGUCCUCCACCGCUAUGACUUUGGGAACGUUAUCAACCUUGCUUGGCACCCUAGCAAGAACUCACUGUCAUUUACAACUUCGGACGGUGAACUCUUCAUUUACGAUGGCUUCCUACCAGAAGAACAUCAGCAUCACUUGCAGAAGCCCUUGCAGGCUGCGCCUAUAUUCCCUGGGGUUCUGGCAGAGGUGUCUGGGAAUGCCGCUCGCUCAUUAACAAACAGACCGAAAGAGUCGAUCGAGCGCCCACGAAGAGCAGGUACACCCGACUCGCUAGAUGAUCUUCUCGGGUCCGAUCAGGGCAUGGAGGAUUUUGUUGAGGACGAUGAUGGGGCCGGGUACGCGGAGGGUGUCAACCCAUAUGGCAAACGGACGAAUGAACAUCUUGAGGAUAUCGACGGGCAUCUUGAUAAACGGCUAUUGACCAGCUAUUCGAAGCCCAAAACGCAUCAACCUCUUCAAUCAGGGAGCACGCCUUGGAGAGGCAACAGACGCUAUCUCUGUUUGAACCUGACUGGCUGUGUUUGGACUGUUGAUCAGGAAACACACAACACAGUGACCGUGGAAUUUUAUGACCGAGAACUUCACCGGGAUUUUCACUUCACAGAUCCCUAUCUCUACGAUCGCGCAUGUUUGAAUGAAAAUGGAACCCUCUUCUCAAAUAACCCGACAGAUGGCAGCCCCGCUACUAUAUUCUAUCGCCCUCACGAGACCUGGACUACACGGGCGGACUGGCGGACGCAACUACCCCAAGGAGAAUUGAUCAGAGCGCUGGCGCUUAGUGAGUCGUAUAUCGUGGCUGUGACGACCAAGGAUUAUGUCCGUGUGUAUACACUGUUUGGCACACCAUUCAAGGUGUUCAGACAAAAGAGUCCGGCAGUUACCUGCGCAGCUUGGCGCGACUAUGUGAUGACUAUCGGCAAUGGACCACUGGGCAGUGAUGGCCUCACAGCGACCCUCAAAUACUCAAUUGAGAAUGUCAAAAGAGAUGAAGUAUGUCAGAACGAGGAUGUAGUUGCUCUUCCAGAGGGUUCGGAGCUACGCAGUGUCUUCUUCUCUGAUAGCGGGGUAAGUGAUCUUUUGAGAAAACAGACUCUCUGUGUGCAGCACACUGACAUUAAGCAGGAUCCUUGUAUAUAUGAUUCGGAAGGCGUGCUGUUGAUCUUACAGCACUGGCGUAUCAACGGUCAGGCUCGUUGGGUCCCACUUCUUGAUACUAAACAACUGGAGCGAUUAGCGGGUGGACGUAAGGAGGAGACUUACUGGCCUGUUGCAGUUGCGCAAGAGAAGUUCCAUUGUAUCAUUCUCAAAGGAGGGGACAAAUACCCCUACUUCCCACGCCCACUGCUCAGUGAGUUUGACUUUCGGGUUCCCAUCUCCGACGCACCGCACAAGGACUCAUCCGAGGAGGAAGAAGACGGCGCUUCUCGUGACGAUGCUGCUGCGCGGUUUGAGGAGUCCUUUGUUCGUGGCAAUGUCCUUCUUUCACUGUUCCAGGAUCUCUUGUCAUCGACCAAUGCAACCCCCAGUCAACGGGCAGAAUUGGCCAGGAAAGAGAUCGAGUUGGAUAAGAUUCUUUUACAGAUGCUUGCGGUUGAGUGCAGAGAAGGAGAGGAGCGUGGCAUGAAGGCAUUGGAACUGGUGGGGAUGAUGAAGGAUCGCAGUGGAAAGAUGAUCGAAGCUGCGGCCAAAGUGGCUGAACGAUACGGACGUGGUGUUUUGGAAGACAAGAUCCGGGAUCUGGCAGAGAAACGGUUCAUGGGCACAGAUGAUGAUGAUGAGCUGGCUUGA